Molecule: messenger RNA, 1709 nt
Organism: Candoia aspera
Lineage: Eukaryota; Metazoa; Chordata; Lepidosauria; Squamata; Candoiidae
Gene: METTL18
Product: methyltransferase 18, RPL3 N3(tau)-histidine
Exons: 2
Coding region: 158-1243 (361 amino acids)
Biological process (GO): peptidyl-histidine methylation, to form tele-methylhistidine
Molecular function (GO): protein-L-histidine N-tele-methyltransferase activity
Source: RefSeq, a predicted model, not a curated record
GGGAAGCGAGACGCGUCCGGACAGCGCGAGCUUCUCUAAUUCUGCGGCCGGCGACGCUCCGAAAAAUCGGUCGGCUGCCCUGCCGUGGGCUAAAGGUUUCCUCCUUCCGAGCGAGGUUUAGUCUUCCGGGUCUGCCAAAGCCACCAUUCACGAGAAAAUGGAAUUUCAGUUCAACUUUUCUGUAGACAAAAUAGCGGAAAACAGAACAGAUUUUGCUGAGAAUGAAAAGCUACAGCAGGAAAUAGUCCUACUGAAUAAUCAAGGAGACAUUUCAGAAGACAGCAGUGAGAUUACCUCAGAAGAAAAUAAAAUAAAUCAGGAGUAUUUAUCAGGAACCACUGCUAAAAUAUCAGACCACAACACUUCGAAUGCAAGACCAGACACAAGUUUGUUGACGAAAAAAUCCUGUCCCAAAUCUGCCAAGGUACAUAACAUUCCUAAAGAUGUCAGUAAAGUCCUUGAAAGCAAAAUUCUUGGAACUUUACCAGGCAUUCACUAUGCGAAUAUUUCUGUGGUGGAGACUGCACUCCCAGGUAACUCUGUUGGAGAAAACAUAUUGUCUAAGAGUAUUUCUUCUCAGUCUGACCUAAUUACAGGUGUCUAUGAAGGAGGUCUAAAGAUCUGGGAAUGCACUUUUGAUCUCAUGGAUUAUUUGUCAGAAACUGACAUUCAGUUUGCACAAAAGUACGUUCUGGACCUUGGCUGCGGAGCUGGACUGUUAGGAAUAGUUGCUCUAAAAGGAAAUGCCAAAGAAGUUCACUUUCAAGAUUAUAACAGUGCAGUAAUUGAAGAAAUCACCAUGCCUAACAUACUGGCUAAUUGUUCUCUUCAAGAUGAUAAUGGUGAACGAGAUAGCCAACAACUAGAUAGUCAAUCUAGGAAAAAAGACUUCACCCAAGAUUUUCUGUCUAAAUGCAAGCUUUUUUCUGGGGAAUGGUCAGAAUUUAGUAAACUUAUUUUAAAUAAUAAGCCCUUUGCAAAAUAUGAUCUCAUACUUACCUCAGAAACUAUUUAUAAUCCUAAUUACUAUGAGGCUUUCCAUGAUGCACUUUCAAGUUUAUUGGCAAUAAAUGGCACCAUAUUUUUAGCUAGCAAAGCACAUUAUUUUGGGUGUGGAGGAGGGAUCCACAUUUUUACAAGUUUUAUAGAGAAGAAAAAUGUAUUUAAAUCUCAGACAGUUAAAGUUAUUGAUAAGGGGCUCAAGCGUUUCAUUAUUGAACUGACAUUUAAGAAUUCCUGUUAACAUGCUGUCAGGUUCAACACUUCAUUAAAUAUUUAUUUUCUGUUACUCAGAAUUAUUCUAAUAAAUGGCUAGCACAUUUUACUACUACCAAAGCUCUUUUCACUUGCCUUUAUUUCUCCUUGUUUCCCCUUUUCUUUGAAUUAUUUAGAAUUAUUUGUGCAGGAUAUGUACAUCAGCAUAUUUUCUAGCUUAAUUUUGUCUAGCAGCCUCUCCCAUGAAUUUCUAAGACUGCAUUCUUUUAUGGACCUAUUUGAUUCAACAACUGUUAUUUCCUCAUCUAAUUCAUUUAAGACAUACGACUUGUGCAGUAUUUUUCUAAAACAUCAAUCACAGUUCAUAGUUAUCCCAAUAUUUCUUACUGGCAUAAAGAUCCAUCUAGUCUAAGAACUUGAGGCAGCUGCUUUAAAAGAGCAACAUAGGAACAUUGUUUAUUCUUUACUUAAAAAUCAACAAGUUUCCACUUAAA